Messenger RNA from Stylophora pistillata, 3854 nucleotides. RefSeq lists its product as uncharacterized. Lineage: Eukaryota; Metazoa; Cnidaria; Anthozoa; Scleractinia; Pocilloporidae. The record is from RefSeq and is a predicted model, not a curated record. Gene Ontology annotation, cellular component: nucleus.
CGCGAGGUUCGCCAUGUUGAAUCGUUUCAUUGACUUUUCUUGUCAUGUGUAGCUAAAACAGCGGAAAGUAUUAAAAAUGUACAACAACAUAGGAUUGCAGACUGCCCGUGGGUCAGGCACGAAUGGCUAUGUGCAAAGAAAUUUGUCUCUACUUCGUAGUAGAAAGGAUAAAAUCGAAUACCACACCAACGAGGAUCUUGCCAAAUUAGAACAAAUGAACACGAAAAAACCUAACCAAGAGAUUUUGGAGCACGAAAGGAAACGACAGAUUGAGCUCAAGUGUAUCGAGCUACAGGAAGUAAUGGAAGAACAGGGAUAUAAAGAUGAUGAGAUAGAAACCAAGGUUGAAGAGUUGCGGCGCAUUCUCUCUGAACAAUCAGGCAUAGGGUCCAAGGACAACAAAGAUGGAAAGUCCACGCAGUUGUUUCUUUGUAGAGCAAAGGAAGAAUCGCCACCCAAGAAGAAAAAGAGGAAGCAUGCUUCUGUGUCUGAGUCUUCAGAGGAGAGGAGUAACUCAGACAGUUCUGAUCACAACUCAGAGAGGGAUUCCUCACCAGUCAAACACAAUAAAAAGAAAAAGCGCAAAGAACGGACACCAGAAGAAAGGUCUUCAGAUUCAGAGUCAGACAGUCGAAAAUCAAGAAAGAAGAAAAGAGGCAAAGAUAAAAGGUGCGUUAUCGUUUUCUUGCUGUGGAUACGAUUCUUCAGGGAUAACUUGUUGUUUGCAUACCAUGAUUUCAGAUUGUUUAGAAUCCAUGGUAUAGCAACAAUACCAACUAUUCAUAUCAACAUCGGCUACGCAAGUCGUUCAGAAAGUGAAAGCCCACUAAGGCGUGACCAGAGAAAGCAACAGGGAAAGGAUGAAACAAAAAGAAAUGACCAUCGCAGUCCAUCAACGGACAAAGAAAAUGUUCCACGACUCCAACGCAGUAGAUCCCCGUCAUCAAAUGAUUCAUCUCCUGAAAAAAUUAAAUCUCGUAGACAACGACAUCUUGACAGGUCGGAUGCGAGAAGAGAAAGGAAGAUGCGAGAUGAUCAUGAAAAUCGACAUGAUGAAGAACGUUUGAGACGAGAACGUGUCCGUGAGGAACGUGAAGAUCGUGCGCGUUACGAUCGAUCACGUGUAGAACGGGAUCACUCACCCAAUGAUCAGGUGCGGGAAGAGCGUACGGAACUACGUCGUAGUGGAAAUGGAGAUCAACAUUCUCCGCAUAAAAGAAAUCGGCCAUUGUCUAAGAAUGGUGUUCGUGAACAGCAGCAGCGUCGUGUCGAUCGGUCGAGCUCAGUAGAAAAGUCGCCCGAGUUGAGAAAGAAGAGAAAGCAGCAGAAGGCGCGAAGCUCUUCUGAGGAAGAACGUUCGGAAGAACGACGAGACCGUGAUAGAGAAAGGCCAGCCAGAAGGCGUCGAAAGUCGAGUUCCAUCCCUGAGCAGUCAAGGUCAACAGCCAGGAAAGGAGACUCUCGGGAGAGAGAAGAAAAAGGUCGACCACAACAGAGGGAAAACUUCAUCUCUAGAAAUGGCGAUAGCAGGGAAAGUGCCCGGAUGCGACAUGAUAUUACUCCCGAGGACAGAAAUCGGCGACGUAGCUCAUCAAGAGAAGAUAGAAGUACUAGAAAACGGCGGUCUCCUUCUCCCGACGAUAGGAAGCUCGUAGAUGAUGUACGAAGAAGCCGCGUGCAAGAGCGCGAUGAGGGUCUUCGGAAAGAGAACCGACGGAAGACCAGACAAUCCUCAUCUUCAUCUCCUGAUGCGAGUAGGCAAAGAGGGAGGUCACCCAGUGGGUCCCCUCCUCCUCCUCCAAAAGUAGCUGCCAGGAAGAAAGAAGUAUCAAGCGAGAGACAAAAGAAAGUGAAACAAACGACAAACAGUAAGGCCGAAGAGAAACGGUCCAGUUCAGAAGACAGUUCUUCCAGUAGUUCCUCCGAAUCUGGGUCAGAGUCCGAGGACGGAUCGUCACAUAGCAGCCGUGCGUCACCUGUGCGGACCAAGCACAAAUCACCACCUGAUCUAAGUGAACAAAGAACUCGUAAGAAAAGGUCUUCUUCGUCACCCCGUCGUCGUAGUCCUGGCCCUUCGCCCGUGAAACAAUCUAGGCGGUCUUCAGAUAAUGCAGCAUCUCCAAGACGACGAAAACCUAGCAGAAGCUCAAGUCCGCCGCCUGCGAGUCCACCCCCGGCGCGUAAGGUAUCUCCAAGCUCACCAUCCGCACGUAGGAGGUCGUCCCCGAGCCCACCCCCUAUAAGGAGAAAGUUGUCUUCGAGUCCUCUUCGUUCCAGGCCCAUGAAACGGAACCGAAGUAGAAGUAGAUCGGAAGGAAGAUCGAAAAGAGAUAGAUCAGGUAGCCCCAAACCCGUGAGGAGGCGUAGUCGAAGCCCAAGGCGUUCACCCUCCCCCGCUGUACAACGUCGGCGGCGUCCACCACCUAGAAGUGAAACUCCCCCAAGACCAACCAGAAUGUCCAGUGUUUCACCUCCUCGAAGUCAACCCGCACGAGGCUCCAAUCAGCGCCGAAGAAAAAGCGACAGUCGCAGUCCUCGUCGUUCUUCACCUGCCCAGCCCCGUAGACGUCAACCUUCUAGAAGCCCGAGCCCACGAAAACCCAGAAGAAGCCUCAGCCCUAUCGGGAGGCGUAGGUCAAGAAGCCCAGUUCGUACUGGAGGCUCUUAUCAGCGUCAAAGGAGAAGCCCUUCAAGGAGCCCAAGCCGUAGUCCCAGGCGCUCUCCGCCCGAGCAAACGCGAAAGCGCAGACAGUCCAGAAGUGUAACCCCGCCAAGAAAUCGACCUGCGCCAAGAAAAUCUCCUACCCGAGAUAGUCCUGUACAAAGGCGUAGCAGAACUCCCAGUGCCUCGCCUGUCCGUAGGAAGGACAAAGUGACGGAACGCGGGUCGUCUUCUGUUCAGGCAAGAAGUCGCGAAUCGGCGGCGAUGAACAGCCAGGAACCUCCGCGUAAAAGAGUGGUCCAAGGGAAAACCCAGAAGAGUGACAUGGCGAAGCCAAGUAAAACGAAAAACGCAGAAAGUCGAUCCCGGAAGAAAAGCAGCAGCGAAAGUGGAAGCGGAAGUAGCUCAGAAAGCAAGAGCAGUGACAGUGAAAGCAGUGAAGAGAGUAGUAGUGGAUCGAGCAGUAGUGACGAGGAGUCUGGAUCCGAUAGUAGUAGUUCUUCUGAUGUUAAGCAAAGGCGAUAAGCGGUGGUUUCGUUCAAAAGGCUUGAACUUGUAGCUUGUGUGGACUAUUAGACAGGAGAUAGAUAGAGCAUGCACAGUUGUAAUUAAGUCAGGUUUUCGUGAUUUAUUGCUUCUCUCUCGCAUAGAUUUUACCUUAUGAGUGAACUCGUUAGGUUGGCAUACAACGUUGUCGGGAAAUUUGAAUCAACUGACUCGACAUUUUACGGAGCACCUCGUGCUGUUCUCUGAUUGGACAAUUAGGAAUUUCGAAUGAGACUUUCAUGUUCAGCUCUCCCGGUAGUGAAUUUACUUGUUAGCUGUUAGUAAUUGCCUCGAAUUUUGCGAUGUUUUUUAGGUUAAAGUUUGAGUAUUACUUUAGGAAUAUGGCAACAGGGAUAAUUUAUUAGAUUCCCCCGUUCGACAAGAAUGUCAGCCAACAGCCCUAAAGAAUAGACCAUUUGGUUGAGCAACUCAAUAAACACGGUUCGUAACAGUACUUUGCUGUGAAGUAGAGUCUUUUUAGAGACGACAAGUUUGUUGAUUAAUAACAGAUUUAGACUCGAUCGAAAAGAGUUGUUACAAAACUUUCAUAUAGAAUUUUUUACUUUAGCUGGAAUAUCCGAGAGCCACUCCUACUAGAGAAUUUCCGAAUGCGUACUCUUAAAAUAAACAUGGUGUUUUUGACUUG